This is a messenger RNA of Phanerochaete carnosa HHB-10118-sp, 588 nucleotides long. RefSeq lists its product as uncharacterized. The record is from RefSeq and is a predicted model, not a curated record. The coding region runs from base 1 to 588 and encodes 195 amino acids. Lineage: Eukaryota; Fungi; Basidiomycota; Agaricomycetes; Polyporales; Phanerochaetaceae. The transcript has 6 exons.
AUGCCCCAAAACUGCUCAGCAGACGUCGAAGCUGUCAUUGCACACGUUGAUCAGGUCUUCACACAAGGCUUGGAGAGCGAGAUGAACAAACUCAAGGCAAACUGGGGCAUGCAGAAUUUUACACACCUGGAUGACGUCGCCGGUGCCUACUGGCAAAGUUUGUCUCCAGACACAGGCUCGGAAGGCUUGUUCUUCCAGUUUUGCGAUGCGCUCGAGGUCAAGAACGGCACGGUGCUCCUGUGUCCAGCUGGGGACUUGACCACAUCUUCACAAUAUGAGGCGUGUACUGGAACUCUACUUACCUCAAUCUGCUCUGCGGUCUUGAGAAUGGAUCAUGUCGGGUUCCUCCAGGAAGGUGCACCAGAGAAUCACCUCACAGUCGUAACGAGGCUCAUUCAACUGAGCUAUGACGAGCGGCAGUGCACUUACUUCUUCCCACAAGCCUUCAGCCAGCCUCUGGUGCCGAAUGUGCAAUCUGUCAAUUCCGCCUACAAGGGCUGGAACAUCAGCAUCAACCACCUGCCUCUUCCUUGCAAAUGGCCAAUGUAUGCCUUCUACGUGUUUUCUACCCUUUCUGAACGCAUCUAA